ACAAAUGCAGAGGAUGGAGCGCAGAACGAUAAAGAAUGUUGAAUUUUAAUCUAGUUUGUCUUUUCGUCACAUUAUAGUGAAAUAUUAGAGUUUUUUGUGUUAAAUGCUCGUUGGUUUGGGGUAGAUCUCUUUUAGCGGCAUGAAAGGAUCGGAAAUGCAAAGUUUAUUGUGCAUGUUGUUUUUUGCUUCAGUGUUGCCAGUCUCCUGGUGCGCACACGGCAGGUUCGCCCAGAAGCUCCUUAAUGAUCUCUUUGACAACUACACCAGCGCUCUAAGGCCGGUAGAGGACACAGAUGCCAUCCUGAACGUCACCCUGCAGGUCACACUCUCGCAAAUCAUCGACAUGGAUGAACGAAACCAAAUACUGACAGCCUAUUUGUGGAUACGACGAGUGUGGCUGGAUGCUCAUCUCAAAUGGAGUAAGGAAGACUAUGAUGGACUCGAUACCAUCCGUAUACCUAGCAGUUAUGUAUGGAAACCCGAUAUAGUCCUAUAUAACAAUGCCGACGAUCACUUCACAGGCCCCAUGGACACCAACGUGGUAAUCAGCCAUGAUGGCCAGAUCAUGUGGGACUCGCCGGCAAUUACCAAAAGCUCUUGCAAGGUGGAUGUGUCCUUUUUUCCCUUUGAUGCACAGCAAUGCAGGUUCACCUAUGGCUCAUGGACCUACAAUGGCAACCAGCUGGAUAUCCUUAACGCCAUGGAGAGUGCCGAUCUGGCAGACCUGGUGGACAAUGUGGAGUGGGAAGUCCUUGGCAUGCCGGCCACCAGGAAUGUCAUAUUGUACGGCUGCUGCGCUGAUCCUUACCCUGAUGUCACGUACACCUUAAAACUCAAGAGGAGGGCGUCUUUCUAUGUCUUCAACCUGCUGAUACCGUGUGUGAUGAUCUCGUUUCUAGCUCCACUGGGCUUCUACCUGCCUGCCGACUCUGGAGAGAAAGUGUCUUUGGGGGUCACCGUUAUGCUGGCGUUGACUGUCUUUCAAUUGUUGGUUGCGGAGAUCAUGCCACCCUCGGAGAAUGUACCACUGAUUGGCAAGUACUACAUAGCCACCAUGACCAUGAUUACUGCCUCCACUGCCUUGACCAUUUUCAUCAUGAAUAUUCACCACUGCGGCCCAGAUGCCAAGCCUGUACCCAAGUGGGCCAAGAAAGUCAUCUUGCAGUACAUGGCGAGAAUGUGCUUUGUUUACGAGGUCGGGGAGAACUGCAUGUCUCCACAGUCGGAGAAAAGGGAACCAUCAAUGGUGAGGAACCGCAACAUGAACGGCCUGGCGGGUGCCCGCGGAGCAGAUCGGAACUUAGGGAUAGAGGGAUUUUGCUCCGUGACCACAGAGGAAAGACAAGACUCGGACCCUAGCAACUGCUACGAUUCCUGGAAAAAUGGAACCUUCGUCGACAUGGACUAUGACGACUUGUGUGACGCCAAGAGAUGUCGGAAAGGUGGCGUGAGUGACGGGGAGCGGUCACACGGGGCCCCCUGCAAUGAGAAGCGUCUGAUUUUGCCUAACGUGGAAUACAUCGCCAACUGCUACAGGGAGCAAAAGGCCACUCAGAAGAGAACCGGCGAGUGGAAGAAGGUGGCCAAGGUGCUGGAUCGCUUCUUCAUGUGGUUGUUCUUUAUCAUGGUCUUCUUCAUGAGUCUUCUUAUUAUGGGCAAAGCCAUCUGACAGAUGGCACAUUUGUUUAACGGAGUCAUCCUCAAUGACAGUGCUUUACACAGCGAACUCGUUGUGUGAAACAUUGGUAUUGAUCAAUAUUUGUUUAACCAUUUUUUUUAAAGAUAAAAGGAAAAAAAUCUCUGUUACCUACCUGAGCCAAUUGAUGCAUAUGUCUUUGUUGAAAUCAAAUAUGAAGUAAAAAAUAUAUCAAUAAAUAAGCUAUAAACUUUGGAUUCCAUGGAAUAUGGAUAAUAUGAUAGAUUUGAUCAAAUGAAUAUUGAUUUCCACUCAAAUCUUAUUCGUACAAACCUAUUUCUUUUAGUCAUAAUGUGUUAUCGAGGAACAGAUAGGGGACUUGCCAGAUCAAAGAGUUAGAUUCAUGUGCAAAAAAAAAAAAAAAAAGAAUGGAAUUGUUUUGUUUGCCGUGCAUAAGCAAAGGAAUCAUUUAGCUUUGUUGUUAAUAACAAUUGUUUGUUAGAACAUUAAAAAAAAAAAAAAAAACUCCCUCUCAACUUGUUUUGAGUGAUCCAAAUACAGUCAAUAAAAUUUCUCUACUUAAAGGGAUCCUCGAUCUUUAAGACAAGUAAUUCUUAAAAGAUACAUGUUAGUAUGAGUAAUAAUAAUUUGAAAUUAAAACCCCUCUUAAAGGGUAUGACAACACCUGGGGAAAUGCUAAUAUUCCAUCAUUUAUCCAUAAACGCAUGCCUUUUGGAUUCAUAUCAUGCCACUUCCUGUACUUACACACAUCGCAACACCAAGAAAAUGAUAGAAAUUUGGAUCGAUUGUCAAGCUAAAACGACCGGUGCCCGAGAUCCCGGAAAUCUAGCGUAUUAUGUGCGUGACGUCACAACAAGGAAACACACGGCUCAGUGCUUAGUACUUAAUGGCGGCGAUAAUGGCGCACAAUUUUGUUUCUAGUUGCAGCGACGAAUCCGACGUAACGAACGUUCUUCUAAUGGUGACGAGGAGAGUUAUGAACCUUUCUUUGGUGUUUUGGGGUAUCAAUUUGAGCCCAAACGAAAGCCAAUGCAGCCUAAUGAAAGGAUCAUUGAGGGGAGCAAUCACACUGAUGAAACACCGGCGGCAACAGAAACACCGAAUGGUUUGUUUUGCAUUUCUUUUUGUGAAGCUGAUACACUGUGACCGCAAAAUAAAGAAAUAUAUAGAAUAAUUAUCAUUUAUUGUGCUAUCAUACAUUUUCGCUCUGCCAACAGACACAAAUAUGAAUGGGAUUUGAGGAUUUGUUGUAUAUAUUUUACGAGCGAUAAUUUAUACAUGUGUUCAGUCCAAUAUCCAAUGGGUGCAGGGCCGGCCCAGCCCAUUUUGGGGCCUAAGCAAAAUAAAGCAAAGGGGCCCAUAUUUUUGGCCCACCAUUUCGUCAGUGUAUUGUGAAACCCAUACAUGCAAUCCAACCCAUACGUCCAUAUUUUGUAUAUUAAUCAGAUUUUGUUGCACUGCAGACUUCAAACUUCUCACCCCAAAUGAUUGUCAGUACUUACAGUAGAUAGCGCCAAACCUUUUUCCAAAAGAGGAAAGAAAGAAGUUAAGGAAGAAUUUGUAUUUUUUAAGCUUGUAAUCAAGUAUCAAAACUCACAAAAGUAAAAUAAAGCAAACUGUAGUAAACAAAAUAGAAUAUGAAUUAAACAAUUGCCAGAUUGGGGGCCCCCUAGUGUUCAGGGACCCUAAGCAGCUGCAUAGGCUGGGCCGGCUUGAAUGCGUGAUAUGUUUUUUAUUAUAAACAGGGGUGCACAUAAUUUUUUUGCCCAGGUUCUCAGAGGAGGACCUGGAGAUGUGACUUGGUCCUCAUUGAGCUUGAGAGCCGACCCGCCUGAUGCGAUAAAUUUAUGACAAGCUUUACUUAGAGCCAAUUAACUUUAAUUAAUUAUAUUAACAAUUAAUGCUUGAUUAACAUCAACUGGCACAACAAAAUUGCCAUUACUUUGAAGUGAAAUGUAAAGAAAUAAGAAGCACCAAUUCAAAAUAAAGGGCAUUAUGCGGCUCCCACAUUAACUCCAAGCCUUUUUAAAAGUGGGAUAUCCUCCUCAUAAGACCUCAUUGAACGUGCAUGUUUAGCUUUGUAAAAUGCGAGCAAAAACACGUUUGUCAGUGCAUGUCGCUGUUCAUUACCUUUAUUCCGCCACUUGUCCAUAGGGCGAGUGGGGUCCUGUUUGACAUCGAUAGUUUGCUUAAUUGCCACAUGCUCUGUUUUUUUCGUGCUUUUCAAAGUUUGGAUGGCUGAAAUUCUUUGACCCUACAUAAAAUGCGCUGCUCUUAUCGGCGACAUUGGGAUUCUCACGGCACAUUUUGUACCGCAUUUCCGUGCGAGCAUCAUUUGCUGUAGCCACUUUUCAGCAAAAGUCCUUUUUUUCGGUAGCUCCGGUGACGUCUCUGUCGUCUGUCUGUCUUUUGACGGGGUGGGGGAACACGGAAGUAAUUUAGUGAUGGCCAAAUGAAGCCUCAUGAAGCAAUGAAGCUUUGCAGCCAAUUGGUUUGCACAUGUAGCAAAGCUUCAUGGUGCUUCAUUUACCCUAUGGCGCCAUCAAGUGGUCUAGAAGCCCAAGAGGUCAACAUUGUUAAGAAUUCAAUGGCUAUUUGCUUAAGACAAAGAUAAGAAUGUGCUUGUGUUAGUAAUUUAGUAUGUGAACAAAAUACAGCAAGUGCUAAGGGUAAUUUGUUAUUCAUUUUUAUUUAGAAAUAAUAGCUUUCCCACAGUGGCUGGCUUUAAACAAUUUCUUUUUUUUUUUUUGGAAAAUAUUUCACCAGCUUUAGAAAAUAUUCUUUCACAAGGCACAGAUGAAGCUGGGGUGCAGAGAAAUGUGAGUGCCAGUUUAUAUAAAUUUGGGUAGGUAUUCAUUUGUGCCUCCCAGUACACUAAUGGAUUGUUCAUUCUGUUGAUGUUUGGUUCAGAGAGGUACACACACACACACACACACACACACUCACAUUUAUAUUAAAGUAGUUUUUCUACCUUACCUUAUUGAAAGCAAUCAAAUCAAAAUGUUCCCAUACAGGGGAGGAUCGCUCUUUUCGCGCAGGUUCCAUCGCAAGCAAAGGACAAGGCUCAUGCGCAGCCCAUCCCUCCUCCCGCCGCCCAGCAAAGGAGCCAUCGUCCCCCCCCGGGACCCCGGGUGGUCCCCUGGGCCACCCGCGCGCCCAUCAACCGGCCUUCAGGGAU
Molecule: messenger RNA, 4835 nt
Organism: Corythoichthys intestinalis (scribbled pipefish)
Lineage: Eukaryota; Metazoa; Chordata; Actinopteri; Syngnathiformes; Syngnathidae
Product: neuronal acetylcholine receptor subunit alpha-10-like
Exons: 5
Coding region: 140-1669 (509 amino acids)
Biological process (GO): regulation of membrane potential; monoatomic ion transmembrane transport; signal transduction
Cellular component (GO): postsynaptic membrane; plasma membrane; neuron projection
Molecular function (GO): acetylcholine-gated monoatomic cation-selective channel activity; transmembrane signaling receptor activity
Source: RefSeq, a predicted model, not a curated record